AUUUUACAUAAAUCAUAUAUCCAGAAAAAAAAAAAAUACCCCACAAAAAUUCUCUCCUUUACCAUUAAUAUCACCUUUCAAAGACCCCCGCUAUGGCCACAGCUUCACCAAUAGCGACCCAGAUAUCCACACAUUUAAGCACAACGAAGCACAUGAUACCAUCAACAAAUUGGCUGGCUAGCUUCAUAUCCUCCCAAAGACCCACUACUCCUCUUGCUGCGCUUAAACAAACCGCCCUUUUCCGCCUCCUGGCGUCAGACAUCACUCAAUCUCUCUCCAAGGACAAUUCAGCCACAUUAUUCCCGCCAGACAUUCACAAUGCUCAAAUACAAGAGCGCAAUCUGGCAGGUCCAAUCGCAGUGCAGGUUCUAGACAUCGAGGACAUGGGGCGUAGUCGCUGGAGUCAGGUUGAAGCCCUAGAAGCAGCAGAACGCGGGGAGUAUAUGAAAGGCCGAGAAAUCAUUCGUGUAAUUCCAGGCGAAGUCGAGCUUGAAGGUGGAGAUGCUGGAGGUGGACUGGAUGAGAAUAUAUCAGCUCGAGAGCCAAGCGAUGUCAAUGGUUCUGGAGGUAGAGGAGGAGCUUCCGCCACGGAUGGAGCGGUAUUAAAAAGUCGUGGUCCGCAUAAAUUACUCCUGCAGGAUGCGCGGGGAGUAAGAGUUUAUGGAAUAGAGCUGAAGUCCAUAGAUGGAGUCGGAAUUGGCAUGGGCAUCGGGACGAAGAUGGUCCUACGCGAUGUGGUGGUUGCGAGAGGGACAGUGCUUCUAGGCCCAAAGCAAGUCAUGCUCUUGGGAGGCAAAGUCGACGCGUGGCACAAGGCAUGGAAAGAGAAGAGGAAAGAACGCUUACUGGCAGCUAUUGCUGCCGAAGAAGAGGGAAGAUAAGAAACUUCACUGGUGCUUUUCUUACGAGAGGCGGGAUACACAGAUGUAUGGCU
This is a messenger RNA of Xylona heveae TC161, 934 nucleotides long. RefSeq lists its product as hypothetical. Gene Ontology annotation, biological process: double-strand break repair via homologous recombination; resolution of meiotic recombination intermediates. Gene Ontology annotation, cellular component: nuclear body; RecQ family helicase-topoisomerase III complex. The transcript has a single exon. NCBI's taxonomy places the organism in Eukaryota, Fungi, Ascomycota, Xylonomycetes, Xylonales, Xylonaceae. The record is from RefSeq and is a predicted model, not a curated record. Bases 93 to 881 code for a protein of 262 amino acids.